AUGGACAAAGAUAAAGAUAAAGAGGAAGAUAUAGGAAAUAGUAGUAGUGGUGUUGGUGGUAGUUCAUCAACAGCACCAACAUCUACAUCAUCAUGGUACUUGUCUAAUUAUACGUUUAAUACAGAUGCCAUUACAAGUGGAUUAAACAGUCUGGGUGCAUCGAUUCAACAGAUGAAUAUAGUAGAGACGAUCAAGAAAACCUCUGAUCAAGUGGUUGCAAUCUAUAAAGAGGAUUUACAAGAGUUUUCAAAUUCAAUCAUCUCUGACACUUCAACUAUGGUUCAAUCUCAGAUAAACAAUGUAAAAUCAAAUCUAUCACCUAUGCUUGGCAAUGAUCAACAAGAAGAACAACAAGACGAACAAUUAAACAACAAUAAUAAUAAUAAUAUUACAAGUACAACAUCUACCAAUAGUUUACUUUCACCAAAUCUAUUUAAAGGUAUUUCAUUCUUUGCACCUGAUCCAUCAAAUGCAGAGGAUUAUGAACAAUGGUGUAAAUCAUUUGAUCUAGAUAGUCGUUCAUUUGAAAUUACAAAUAUUAUUGCUGGAAAUGAAACUAUUAAAUCUUUAUAUUCAAAAUAUGUACCAUCAGAAAUGAAUCAUGAAGCAUUUUGGUAUAAAUACUUUUAUAAACAAUAUAAACUUCAAAAAGAAGAAGAAAGAAGAUUAAUUUUAUUAAAAGAGGCAACCAAAGAAGAGGAAAUUGGAUGGGAUGAUGAUGAAAUUACAUUUGAUCAACAAGAUCACUUGAACAACAAUAAUAAUAAUAAUAAUAUUACUCAAUCAGAAAUGGAAAUUAAAAAAGAGGAAAUAGAAUCUGGAUCAAUUAUUCCAAAUAUUAUUGUUGGUGAGGAUGAUGAUGACCAACAUCAAGAAUCAAUUGAUAGUGAUGAAGAAUUGGAUAGAGAAAUACAACAAAAAUAUCUUGAAGAGGAACAAGAAAGACAAUUAAAAUUAAAGAUUAAACAAGAUUUGAACAAGACAAGAAUACUAAUUUUACUUUUAUAUAUUAUUCAAAGAUAUUUGGUUGAAAUUCCAAAUACCAAUGAUAUUAUAGAUAGUCAAAGUUAUAGUCAGAGUAGUGGAAUAGGUACAAUAUCAAAUGGAGAAAGUUUGGCACCAUUUAAUUGUACAGAAGAAUUACUUGCAUCACCAUCAUAUUCUAGAGUAGAUCCAUGUGGAAUGCAUGGAAAAUGUCAACAAGAUUCUUGUAUAUGCAUGCCAUUUUGGUUGGGAGAGACUUGCACAAUAUCAUUUAAAGACCAAUUGGGUAAUUUAUUUCUUUUUUGGAGAGUAGUUUUUGCAAUCAUUUAUGGAACAUUAUUUUUUUAUAUUGCCGGCAAAAUGAUAUUCGAUCAAUAUCAUCGAUUCGUUCAUCGCAUGUCAUUAAAAAUGACAAGUUAUUUAUUAUUAUCUUUGGCUUGUUUAUCAAGAGUAGUUUAUUUAUCAUUGGAUCCUUGGAAACAAUUAGGAAAUGUAUCAAGUAUUGUUGUAGAAAUAUUAGGAGGUUUUGGUAUUUGGUUUGUUUUUAGUGGUUUUUUAAUAGUUUUAUUAUAUUGGAUUGGAUUAUAUCAUAAUGUAUUUAUAAUUAGAAAUACAUUAUUUGUUCCAAUGACAAAAUGGAUAAAAGCUCCAUUUUUAAAAAAAACAAAAGAAAAGGCUGUUAGAAAGUUAACAUUUAUAAUUACUAUAUUAUCAUGGACAUUUUUAUUUGGAGUUGUUUGUAUAAUUAUAUUAACAGCUAAACAGGCAUACAAAACACCUUAUGGUGCAUUGUUGGCCAAUAGUACUCAAUUCAUUUUUGAGAUUGCACUGAUAUUUGAAAUGUUUGUCAUUAUGCGCGAUGAUACAACUUCCAAGUUUUCAACCUAUAUCAAAGAUCGUCAUGCCAAAAAAGGUAAACAUCAUCAUCGUCAUCACCACGGCGACGACACUGAUACAACUAAAACAACAGAAGAAAAGGAAAAGAAAAAGAAAAACAAGGAUAAGGAUCAAAAAGAAAAGGUGGCAUAUGAAAAGAAUCAACAAGUUGGAAAUCAACAACAACAACAACAAGUUGAAAUUAAAAAAGAUAUUAAUAUCAAUUGUGGAAUACUCAAUGUAUAA
Molecule: messenger RNA, 2106 nt
Organism: Cavenderia fasciculata
Lineage: Eukaryota; Evosea; Eumycetozoa; Acytosteliales; Cavenderiaceae
Exons: 10
Coding region: 1-2106 (701 amino acids)
Cellular component (GO): cytoplasm
Source: RefSeq, a predicted model, not a curated record